Molecule: messenger RNA, 5447 nt
Organism: Amyelois transitella
Lineage: Eukaryota; Metazoa; Arthropoda; Insecta; Lepidoptera; Pyralidae
Product: motile sperm domain-containing protein 2-like
Exons: 1
Coding region: 161-1537 (458 amino acids)
Source: RefSeq, a predicted model, not a curated record
GCAAUGCAACAGUCAUUCAUUUUCUGUCAGUCAAGUUGUUAUUCUCUUUUGUGUCUGAUUGUCGAGCGUUUUUUAUUAUUAAAAUUAUCGGGAUAACCUUGGAAAUCGAUGUGAGUGAUUACAAAUUUACUUAUUGAACUUUAAUCAUCAAUUUAUCGGAAUGGCUACUCCCGCGGACCUACGAUCUGCGUUUGAGAACCGAUUGAAAGAAGGUAUACCUAAUCCGCCGGGCGAAUUCCAUCCUUUGGACUUAGAACGGGCGAAGGACGAUAAAUAUUUAAAGAGGAUCUUGACUCACGUUGAUAAUGACCUGAAACAAGCCUCGGAUAUGCUCUGGGACCUAAUGGUGUGGCGAAAAACGGUUGGAGCUAACGAUAUAAAUGAAAGUACUGUAAGAAUGGAUUAUCUGAAAGAAGGUACGUUCUUUCCUAGAGGCAGAGAUGUGGACGGCAGUCUUCUUAUGAUAGUCAAAGCCAAAAUGCACGUGAAAGGCCAAAAGGAUUUUGAGGAAAUUAAAAAAAUUAUUAUAUACUGGUUGGAUAGAAUUGAAAGAGAGGAAAAUGGUAAAUGCGUUACAUUAUUUUUCGAUAUGGAAGGCUGUGGCUUAGGAAAUAUGGAUAUGGAGCUAAUAAAAUAUUUGAUAAGUAUGUUCAAAUUAUACUAUCCACUGUUUCUGAACUAUAUUGUUAUUUACCAAAUGCCUUGGGUGUUGUCGGCUGCAUUUAAAGUUGUGAAAUCACUGUUGCCGGCCAAAGCUGUGGAGAAAAUGAAGUUUUGUUCAAAAGAUAACUUGAAGGAUGUUGUUCCUCCAGAGCAGGCUUUGACAUGUUGGGGUGGCAAAGAUUCCUACAAGUUUGAAUUUGUUCCUGAAAACCGAUCUGCUGAACAAAGCACAAAAAAGGUCACCUUUGCUGAACAAGGUGACAGUCAUUCACCUGGGGAAAUGCUCCGAUUGAAUCCUCAUGAUAUCAUUGUAUUUAAAAAUGAUAAUGACGAGUUAUCAGGUCAAUUCACAAUCACAAAUAUGGAUGAGAAUGCUGUUUCAUUCAAAAUAAGAACAACAUCACCAGAAAAAUUCCGUGUGCGUCCCAGUUCUGGCACGUUGCCAAGUGGUUCAACACAAACAGUACUAAUAGUGGUGCAGCCUGGUUUCCAACUACGUACAGUAACAAAAGACAGAUUCCUUGUUAUGUCUAUUCAGAUACCGAAAACUGAUUUAACACCAAAAGAAUUGGCUGAUUUCUGGCAAAAUUCCAUUGGUAGCAAAGUUGAUGAGUACCGUCUGAAAUGCCAGUUUCCAGAGAAAGCCUUAUCAAGGAAUGGUACCGUAUUGGAUGGCAAAGGUCUGGAGAAGCAAGAUUCUGUUACAAACGCAUUAAAUAAUUUGCAAUCAAACUAUGAAUUUCUACAUAGGGAUGUUAAAAGGCUGAAGAUUUUCCAAUUCCUAACUCUCUUCAUGACGGCAAUUGCAGUUGUAUUAGGCUAUUUGGUAUACCUGAACACAAACGCCAACGGAGGGUACUGCGAGCGAAUGUAGCCUUUAAAGCUAGUGGUUUUAAAUACCACUAUUGAAGUUGAGAAACUCUUGAACGGGCUUUUAUUCAUAGUACUAUUUACAAAUACUGUUAUGUUUUUGAUUUAUUGUCAGUUACUUCAAAAAGUAGACCUUUUGCACUCUGCAAUGUAAAAAUUGUCAAUGGUUUGCGCUGGUCUAUGGUAUUAAAAUUUAGGCAUGUACACAUCAGUGUGCUUUUUCAAUUUAUCAAUGUGAUAGGAUAAUGAUAGCGAGGGUUAAUUCUUGUAUAAAUGUAUAGACAAGCCACACAUUAAAUAAUAUAAUAAGGACAUAUCUCUUCUACACUUUCUUAUGUAUGAUGAAAGGGAUGCUGUUUCCAAAUUAUGUUUUAUCUGUGUGGUUUUGGUAAUGGAUAUAAUUAGGUAUUUUUCCAAAUUGUGUAUUUAAUAGUAAUUUAAAUAGGGAUUAAGAGUUCGCGGGGCGAAUAAAAUUAAAGUUAUUUGUGUAAAAUAGUGUUGCCAGAUGUCACUUUUUUUUGAUAGGAAAUUGAGCUUCAUUAAGACUUAACUAAGUGGCACAUAAUAUCGGCUUUUGGGAUACAGGCUUUAGUAUUUGGAUUUUCCAGACCUUUUUUCCUCUCUCUGGCCUUGCAACCUGGCAACCCCUUGCAUACAUAGUUUAAGACUUAAGUAAGCCUAAUCGAUGUUUAGGUAUUCCACAUGUAGAAAAUGUUCCAUUAUGUCGUUAAAUGUUGUAGAUAAGUGGGUAGAUUAAGAAAAUAUUUAUAUUUGUACUCUUUUCCAUAUAGAUUAGUCGUACGGACAGGUAUGUAUAGGCACCUAUGUAUAAAAAAAAAUUGAAUAGAAUAGAUUUAUUUUCAAAAUUGGAUACAAGGUAUCACUUAUUGACUCACAUCACUUAAAUGGAAUUAUAACUAAUACCGUUUCCAAAACGCAUGUGUAUAAGAAGCGGCGGAACAAACUACACUGCAGCAUAUGCCCCAUAUUUGUUUUUGUAUCAAAAUAAUUUAUUAAUCUUGUACCUAUAAUAGAUAAUUUAUAGGCUUCAAACAACUCCAUGAAUUGAAAAUAAAAAAAAAACCCAAGUUUAUAAGUCUAUCCCUUAGUCGCCUUUUACGACAUCCAUGGGAAAUAGAUGGAGUGGUCCUAUUCCUUUUUUGCCGGUGCCGGGUACCACACAUUUUGUCCCAGUGGGAAAUAACAUAUGAUCAUUCAGCAGCAGCGAAAAACUAUCGCUGUUUCGCUUUCUAUCAUGGCGUAGAACGGGAGAGCGAUAGUUUUACGCGCGAUCAAAACGGCGUCGCGCGUGCCAUUCCACGGAGGCAGAAGUCCACUGCAAUAAUAUAAAAUAAACUAUUUUCAAUGAUUAUAACAUUCAAAGGAAAGAUAUCAGUUCGAUAUGAGUUAUCAUACUUAGUAUGAUGGAACUGAUAAAACGUCUUAUCUUUUCUUAUACAUUGCUAAUGCGUUUUUGUUAUUCGAUUGUGGAUUUCUAAAUCUAGACAAUGGGGAAAUAACUUGUAAAUAAAUGUUAUUAUAGGUACUUACAUAUACAUAUGUGUACAAAUUUCACAUACUCUUCAAAUACUUUCUUUUAUAUAUCUAUACUUAAGAGGAAGACAGAGGCAAUUGGGACAUGAUCAGCUGGAUGAAAUUGAGAUCUUAAACAGUUCAGUGCGCUAGCGCAUCUCCUCAAAGUAGAAUCCAAAGUGAAGCCGUUUCCAUAAUUAACUUUUACAAUAGUGCGGGAACAAACGCGCACUAUGUUUUUCUUUUCGCUACCAGACCAUGCCGUGUGGUUCCCGCCACUUUAAAAUAGAACAACUCCAUCUUAUCCCCAUGGAUAUCGUAAAAGGCGAUUAAGGAAUAAAUUUGGAAUUCUUUUAGGCGAUGGGCUAGCAACCUGUCGCAAUUGGAAUCUCAAUUCCAUUAUUUAACCAUACGGCUGAAAAUGACUCUUCAGUCUUUUCAACACUGUUACUUCUGCCUACCCCGUAAAGCAUAAAGACAUGAUCAUGAACAUACCACUAAGAUAUAUGCAUGUUUUCUAAUAUCAAUGUAACAUUCUCGAUAUUGUUUAUCAAAUCCGUUUUAAUCGCAGCCUAUAAUUAUUAUUAGUCACCGAUUGAUAAACUAGUGAUUUCACAAACAGGACUUGUCAACAAUAAAUUUAAUACGACUUUAUAUCUAUGCUCGUAAAGAUGAAAAUUACUGCAAAAUAUCAUUAGUUAGGUAAUAUAAAGUUUUCGUGUACUUAUAGAGGAUAGCUUAGCCCUAUUUAAUAUCACUGAAACAAUAUUUUAGAUAGAUACCAAUAUAAUUUGUAAAUAUACCAAAUCAUUACAAUUUCACAAAUUAAACCGCUGGAUGGAUUCUGAUAAAAUUUUGCACUGCGCUAGUUGUAGUAAGUUGGAAGUAAUUAUGCCAUUUUUUUUUCAACCAACAAUUUAAAAAAGACCAUUUUUAUAAAAUCCGUUGUCAAUCCUAACCUCUUAAAUAAAGCACACUUUAUACAUUUGAUAUUAAUGAACAUGAACAAUAUAAAUUAUUUAAAAGAAAAAUUAUGUAGCAUUAUAUAUUAUGUACUACAGAUAAUUUAUAUAUAAUUAGUUAUAUUUGUUUAAAGACAAACAGUUGACUUACUUUGUGCAUAAGAUAUUUCGUAAAACUAAUCUUUUGUAACGACAAAAAAGGAGGAGGUUACAAACCUAGGAAAGUCUUAAAAUAAAUUAAAAAAAAACAUUGUAUUUAGAGUUGAAAUAAAUAAAAAAACAUUGUAUCUUUUAUUUUUUAACAGGGUAUGGAGCUAUAUUAUACAAGAAAAAUGUUAAAAUUAUAUUUAUUUGGUUAAGUUUUUUGUUCAUCUAUUUCAUGUUUUUCUUUUUUUUUCAUAAGUACAUAGAUAUUUAUAUAAUAAAUUUAGUAGUAGUUAAGUUUACAAAAUUAACACAAGCAAGGGUAUAUUUCAAAUUCAGGGCAGAUUUUAACAUUCCUGUUUUUAUUUAAAAAAAAACACAUCACUAAAUUGUCUUAAUAUGUUCAUUAUAUUUGUCUUUUUUAUGUUCUCUUUUCCUCUCUAACAUCACAAUGUAUUCCCUAUUGCAUUCCUAAAAAGCUGAAUAUGGCAUAAAAAAAAAUUUGCAUUUAUAUAAAAUCAUGCUAAGCAUAAUAUUUUUUAGCAUACCUAGGAAAGUCUUAUCUUAAAAUUUCUUUUUAAGAUAAGACUUUCCUAGAUUGCAUUUUGCAUUGUUAGGUACUAAAUAUUUUGUAUUUAACAGGGUAGGGAGUCAUAUUUUACACGAAAAAUGUUUAAAUUACAUUUAUUUGGAUAAUCAUGUAGUAUUGGGUAUUUAAUAAAUUGUAUUUUGAAGUAAUUAAACGCACAAGUCGAAAAUAAAAAGGUGUGUGUACGUAUAUCAUAGUAUUUAUUUAAGUAUUUAUCAGAAACUGGCUGUAUAAUAGCUUAUGUUAAUAAGCACACGCACAUUAGACCGGGCUGUGCACUCUGCACGAUAUCGUACACCGAGCAUUAAGAGGGUUUUUCAAUAUCUUUAGCAAGUGAGAUGAGAUCUUCCGUCUCUCUCUCAUUUGAGGUUAACCAUGAAAAUAGAAAGAGAAGAUAUACCUUGUCAACAUUCGUGAUUUUGUAUGGUCGUUAGUUAACGUUACGUACCUACACAUUUUGUAUGAAGCCAUUACACAAAUUGAUUCAUACAAAAUGUGAACGUCACGAUUAAAAUCCGCGCCCCGCACAGUCGUCUCCAGAACGACUGUCACCAUAAAAAAAAGGCACUGCCCGCUCUAAUGAGUUUCACCUCUAGAAAAAGGUACAACAUACAUGUUUUAUACGUAGAUUAGUCUUGCCAUAAACUUGUAUACCCAGAUUGUUUAAUAAAAUGUAUGUUAUAAUU